AUGGUCAUCAGAUUAGAAGACUCAAUAGUCGCUGUCUCUGCGCCUUCUCCAGGACCACAUGCGAAUCUUUACGUGUGCCAGGCCGUAUUCGAAUCCAGAAGAUACUUUGUAUACGCAAUUGACUCUCUUCUCGUUAUCUUGGUGGAAGCUCUUCUCGUCUCGACUACGUCAACAGCUGCAGUCCAUGACCAAGCACGAUGUGCACCUAAAUUCGAGCUAUGGCAAGUCUGGAACGCCCAAGAUCCAAUUAAAUGCGUACGAUAUAAUACAAGUAAGAAGGCAGCACGUGGUGCUCUUGCUGUCUGUAUUGAAGAAGGCCGUGGUGUGCUGCUGAUGCCCAUUAGUGCUACGUCUAGUCAGGCAGCAGCUGUCAUAGCGACAUCAAGAGCUUCGUCGAACCUGGAAGACAAUGAGAACAUACAGCACUUUGUAGCGUUAGAUAAGAAGUUGGUACCUAGUCUUGACGAUGUGAAAGCUCAUUUGCAUCUUCACUUGCCUCGAUGGGUCGAGUCUGUGCGCUGGACGUGUGAAGAUCAUAUGCUAAAUCGUUUAGAGUGGGUCGAAAACAGAGACGAUCUACUUCUGCUUGGAGCUGGACAAAAGCUGUUUAUUUGGAAGCUAGUGGAUGACUCUGUCCAGGUUUCUCUACAACGCACAGUGAUGUUGUCACGAGAGGGGGAUGUUUCGGUUGUACCAUUGUGUUACUUUGAUGUGGCUUCAAGUGGCCGUUUUGUGGCGACGGCUGGUAAACAUGAUCGAAUUGUCAAGGUGUGGGAUUUACAAGACAUGACGCCGUAUGAAGGCACACCAAUGUCAUUGUAUUUGGCACAUACCCGUGCGAUUGUAUGCAUGGCGUGGUCAAAGGAGACAAAUGUUUAUAACGCUAGAUCAUCUGUAGCUACUACUACAGGUGCUUGUGAAAUGCUUUUUACCCUAGACCGGUCUGGAAAUAUCUCGAUCUGGAAAGAAAACGUCGCUUUACUGCGGUCGUUUGUGUUAUGGAAGCGAUUCGCUGCCGCGGACUAUUGCAGCUCCCCUUUUGGUGAGGAAAAUGAUGAGAGCGUAGAGAUUCACAUGCGUGCAUUUGGUCUGCUUGAUCAUUACUGGGCUCAAGAGGCACCAAAACCAAUGUCAUCGAUAGAUGAGGCUUUACUGAGUGAAAGUACUGUGAUGGAUGCACUUUGUCUAUUCCAUUAUGGUUAUGGUUCGCUGAACGAAGCGCGCCGCAAUGAGUUGGUUAGUCAGCGAAUGGACCGCACCACGCACAUGAACACUACGUUUCUUCGGGAUCGAAGCGGUACCGUGGCAGACACUCAUGUAGGAGAAGCAUUCAUUUGCGGAAAUGUAGCGCUCGAGCAAACUUUUGGAGUGCAUUUAAUUUAUGGUGUCCUAAGCAAUGGUCACUUUUGCAUCUUUCGCGGGGCUUCCAUUCCGUUUACGGGUGCUUCGCCCAGACUAUCUCUUCUUCUUUGUUACACCGGCCUUCAGGAGAAGCUCCUUGAUGCACAUAUCUAUAGUGUCAUCUCGUCUGAUUACCAAGACCAAGCAAGCGGCUCGAUGGUUUUCUUUAUUGAACUGUUGUUUCAGCAGGAAAUUUCUGAAAGCUACUUGCAGUGUGCAAGGUUAAAGCUUCAAGCCGAAAACGCCUCGGUAGGAACUUGCCAGGGUUCUAUGUUUUAUACCGUUCUAAGCUGCAAAACCUCAGUCAUAUGCAGCAGUAUGAUGAAUGCCGCAAAGGAAGCAGACGAUCAAGAUACUUCAUUUAUAGUUGCAAAUAUGGCACCACACUGCGAAUCAGGCGGGUAUGCGAACUCAAGUAGAUCUGCUGUGAAGCUUGUUGCUACAAAUAUAGGUGGCAGUUUAAACGUUUUUCGAGCAAGUGAAUCGUUGCGCAAGCUUGAGAUUGCUUUUCGAUCGAAAAUUGAACACGCUGUUGGCCCUGUCACACACACAGCAUCGUAUGAGGAACAGUCCGUGCUCUAUUUAAUUAUUGACGGGAGGUUGCACGUUGCAGCUGUGGCGCCUUGCGACACGCACCAAGUAGAAAAGGUCACUACAGGCUCAUCUGCAAUACCAGCAGGACGUCAAAGUGAUUCCUGGCUUUUUGAUGCGGAGGAUGAUGUUUUGGCGCUGUCCAUGUGUUAUAUGGAUGGAAGCAAAGAUUUUGAAGUGCUGGAUGAGUUGAUUUCUAUUGCAAUUCCGGAAUCUGUCAAGAUCAAGUGGUCCAACAGCACCAUAUGCUUUGCUGAGUCAGCGACGAGCAAACCCGCGAAGGAUUACAGUAUGGUUGUUGGCAUGCACAAAGGUGGAACGAAGUUGACUGUGUGGGUUUUCUCGUUUGAGAUUACAGUCUUGGAAUCGCCUGCUUCUUCUGUCCAGCUGUUUUGUAAGACCACGGUUGACCUCCCUGAUGCAGAUUUGUUGGGUAUUGCCACUGUCCCGCUAUUGAAUCCAUUUGAGCUUACUCUUGCCAGCUUUGAUGCGCAUUUACAGCUGACGUUCUGGACAUUUGCAGACCUUGAUGAUUUGCUUGAAAUGACGCCUGCUCAUCGGGUUGAUGUUGGUGAGUUGAUAAGAUCAUCCGGCAGGGCACAAAAUCCACAUACCGAGGUUCACACUACUGGACAUCGACUUGUAUUCAAGCACUUCAGCUUUAGCUCUUGCGGACGCACGGCUGUAUUAUUUGGAGGGGGUGAUAGCAAAUGUGAGGACCAGAUUUGCUUCUUGUCUAUGAUAGAGAGUACGGUGGAAGGUGUUGUUGAAAUUCCACACAAAGAGUUUGGUGAGGUGAUUUCUUUGGAAUGGAUUCCGCCUGUCACCCCAGAGCGAAACUGUGACCUCGUUUUGUUAUCAACUACGACCAUUGCCACGCUGAAGUUUGAUUAUUGGCGGCCAACCAACAAAUGGAGUAUUGCCUGGUCUUCUAGUCGUUUUAGUGUGAGACCCAAGAACAUUUUGCUCUCGAGUUAUCCCUACAGUCUCCUCAGUAUUGGCUUCAGCUUGGCGCAUCUGAAUCUUCAGGAUAUUGCUAGAGUCAGAUCGUCGCUGCUCCAGCUCCCGCCAAAAAAUCGUCCUCGUGAGCAAACCCUCGGUGCUCAGCCGUCGUCAAAGGUCUUUCCUGCCCAUCACCCUGUAAUACUAAUGUACUUGCUAGCGCGUGGGUCGUUUGAGACUUUAGAAAAAGUUCUUGAGCAUGUGAAGACAAAAGUCUUGGACCACGUAGAAAUGUGCUAUCUGCAAAUGGCAGACGACACGGAACUACGAAGUCUUCCGUUGGUGUCAUUGUCCCAGCUACUUGGAGACCCGAAGUCUACUGAAGCCAAGCGCGAUGAGCGGUCAGACACCUACUUGAAAGGAAAAAGAAGUAAGAAGCCUGGAGGGAUCAGUCAUUGCGCAGCCUCGACGGGCUCAGCUAGAGCAAGCGAUCUGUUUGCCAUGGACUUUGGGGCACCGUGCCGAUAUGAAGCUAGCAGAGGUAGCAGUGACCGUGCAGAUAUGCUUUUUGCACCUUCUUCACAUGAUGUGCCAAAGCAUAAACUGACAGCAAGCCUGAAAUCGAAGCUAGAAACUAACAUUUAUCCAAAGUUCUUCAACGAUCACAGAAGUUCCUUGACAUUUAUGACAACUGAAGAACUGAGGGUUUUUCUUACGAUCGUCGAUGGUAUCAAAAAAGUUGUGAGCUGGGAACGUGACAGCAGCCGCCAAAAAGACGAAGCUGCUCUUCGUUUCUGUGCUUCUUUAUUAUGGCCAGCAAACUGUUCGGCAAAUGUUCAACCACGUGCCGCAGACUCUGAUGUGCCAGAGCAACAAAAAGUCAGCCAAACCACAGCACCUACUUCGUUCUGCCUCUGUACGGAGGGCCUGUGCUCGGAACAGGUAGUUUGGGGAGCACUUAGCGACUUCCAGUCAGAGUUACUUCAUGAAUGCUUCUCUGCACAGACAAUGAGCUGGAAGGAGAUGAAGCGCCUACGGCUUCCGUUCUGGUUGAGAAGCUCAACAAAGUUAAUCCAGUUUGCGGAGAAGGUGGCACAAGUCGAGUAUGCAACAAACCGUGAUCCAUUUGGGGUCGCUGUUUUCUAUGUGCUGUUGGGAAAGACAAGGCUACUGGCAAGUCUGUUCAAAUUGGCUCACGAGUCGCGCAUUUCUGAUCUUCUGGGCAACAACUUCUCAGACAUGCGUUGGAAAAACGCAGCAAUUAAGAAUGCUUACGUGUUAAUGACAAAGCAACGAUAUGAGCUUGCAGCAGCGUUUUUUCUUCUUGGCGGCAAAGUCAUUGAAGCUGUUUCAGUGGCUGAACAAGCGGACGAGUCGCUUGUGCUAUCAUGUCUCAUCGCUCGAAUUUCAGAAAAGUGGGAUCUCGUCCAAGAUGAAGCGAUAGGUAGCUCCGGAGUUGCGGUUUUUUCACAGGCUUCAUUGACAGACCUGGCCACUAGUUUUCAUGGAUCUGCUGGAACAAGCUCCGUCGUGUCAAUGGACGACAAAUCGUCAGAAUCGAAACAUGUGUGUGUCGACUUUCUCCGCACCACCGUGUAUGAAAAGGCUUUACGUCGUGGUGAUAUAUACAUGUGUUUUUUAGUGAGGUACUUGCUGGGGAAGACGAGCGAAGCUAUUGAUAUCCUGGUUGCACCACCAACUGACGACAUGGAAAGUAUGUUUGAUGACUGUGAGAGCUCGGGUAUGAAACCGAUAAACAUGUAUUGGUCGGCGUAUGCGAAAAGCCUUCUUAGUGCAUGUGACCUCGUCCGGUUUCUUCGAAAGACACUUUCGCCGAUGAAGUUGACACUAAAAGAAAAAGUGCUGAGGCUGAACACGUCAGCGAUGCUUCGUAUGCACAGUGCUGGUCUCGUAAUUGCUGCGCUGCUUCACCAGCGCGACAUCGCUUCUUUCGUCCAGAAAAUUCGUCAGGAGUGUGUGACAAGCUCAGAUGUAGCAGCAUUCCUGGGCUGCCGUCAACGUGUUCUGAUUGCAGCUAUUGGUGGCCAAGUAGACUUUUUGUACGCCAUCUUUGUGCACUUAAUGCGUGAGGCAAUGAAAAUGCCUGCGACGUCAGCUUCCAGUACACGGUUUGACCUCGAAGAGCGCGUGAAUGAAGAGAUUCAAUGCAUCGUAUGCCAUGGAGGCGACUAUGGUCUGCCUGGUGUACUUGAAACGAGUAAGAAGCAUUUGCAACACAGAGUCCGAGCCGCGAUAGUAGAGUCACUGAUUUACUCCGGUCACCUUGCUGCAUUGGAUGUUUUGGUGGCUGGGUGGAGCCAUUCAGAAAGUUCGUCGCCAAUGUUUGCUUUUGCCAGCCCGCUUCCAAAAUUCGUAGAGAUAAUUGCAGAAGGAGUUGCAACUGUGGCGUCGGGGGACCUCACGUCUCCUGCAACUGAUUAUUUACACACCCGAAAAGUAGACCAGACUUGCUGCAAUAUGCUAGCCACGACGACGCAGCUCCUGCUUUGGUUGCAGUAUUUUUAUCUAAAACCUCCGAAGCAGAGAGGGAUGUUGCCAGACUGUGAGCUUGUACGCAUAGCAGUGGCAGCAGUUCAUAGUGCCAUUUCCAUAUGCUGUCGCUACCUAAAGCACCCAUGCUGUCUAUAUAGUGUUCUCGUCCUCAUCAAUCCGCACACAAACGGAUUUUCAUCAAACUUGGAGAAAGCGCUUAAGGGUAUUACCAGAAGUGACAUUUGUGUAAACUGCGCCUCAAUUCGCCGUUCUACGACAGUUUCGUUGCCAAGGCGAGAUGCAUCGUCAUUUCCGCAAGACAUUCCGAUGCUGUACCAAGUAGUACGAAUUUUGGAACGAGCGUUGGGCGAGUUUACGGCAGCAGUGAAGACGAGCAGGCUACAUCAUCCGAUACCUUCGCGUGACUCAACAACCCCACAGUUCUCAUACUGUUCGUUUUGGGAACUGGUUCUAAUGAUGGCAGCUGACGCCAUGCCUGCUCACCUUUUGAACAUCGGUGGAGAAGGUGUUGCUUCCACCUUGAAUGCGUCCAAAAAGCUCGUUGAGGCUUGGACGAACUACAGCAACCGUCUUGCUAGUUUCGCUCUGAAGCAUCUGCUGUGCGAUUUAGCUGGACCAUUUUUCAGUCCAUCAUCGAUUGUGCAGCCCACAAGUCGAGAUACAACUGUCGCAGAAUCACCACAACGGUCUUCCUCACAAGCGCAAAGUGGUGCUCCUGGCAGUCCUCGUGCAUGCAUUCCGGAUGUUUCUGGAUCUCCUCCAUCGCCGCUAAAUGUCAGUCGAAAUAGUCGCCGAUUGCUGAAAUGUGAAUGCGACCACUGCCCAUGGCUUCUUCUAGUGGAACUUUUUACUGAUCGGGAUAAGCUUCUGCUACGCCUGAAUGCACAAAUGGAAUACUGCAGUGAGAAGAUUAAUGCGGAAGUUUGGUGGGGUCGACUGCCUGAACCUGCUGUACGAAAGGCUGGUCUAGCGCGCUCCCAGAAGUCACACAUGUCGACUGCCGCGGACAACGGACUUACAUUAUCGCGCGCCAUAAACGUUACAGACCAACCCAAACGAUGCACGAUGCCAACGGCCACUGCUACUGCUGUGAAUGUGCAAUGUGUGUACCGUAGCGAGACCUCCAUCAAAUCAAUGUGCGUCAAUCGUGCUGCUGGUGGCGAUACUGAAAUGAGUGUGUGCACCGGCAAAGGCAUUUUUCGCGUUAGUUCCAUGGACUAUGUCGAUGGCUGUCGUUUCCAGUUCAAAGGAAUGUACGCUGGACCACAUAACUCUGCAUUCUUUCCACCUGACUCAACUCUAUCUUCACCUAUAAAGGAUAGUCAAACUCCAGAUGCUAUGCUGAGCGGUAACUUUGGAAGCGGUCGUCAACAAAUCUUGUCCCCGUCUUUGACUAUGUGCAGGGAUAACUCUCGUUCACCCCUACGAAACCCAGUUCAUCACCUUGCAUCCCCGGACGUGUGCACCUAUGGUCAUAUGACCGACUCAGUGCGCUUUGCGCCUUCCAGAGCAAAGACGUUGCGGUGCCUUAUCCAGCAAGCCCGUCGAUGUUGUCUGACUGGAGAAGUAUCAAGGCACUCGAGUUCGACAAUCUCGGCCAGCAGCUUGGUGCUGUGGAUGCAGGGGGGACAUUUGUUCUUGUGGAAGUUUUCCGAGCUGGAUCGAGUUCCAUAUUACCGCGAGAUGGCGUGUCAUGAUAAAGGCGCAAAGGGACUCACAUUUCUCAACUCCAGCAGCACUAUUGCCACUGCUGGACUAUCGUCUGAGAAGAGAAAUGUAUGCGUGUGGGAUACACUACUGCCGACUCCAACAGCUCUCGUUGCAGCACCUACAUGCCACCCAGCUGGUGCGACCUCAGUGGCGUUCUCGUCGACCCACCAAUUGCUAAUCACGGGUGGCGCAGGUGGUGCGUUGAGCAUUUUUGACAUGAGGCAACGGCGCGUCUUGCACGCAAUCUCGAACGCGCACGAGACUCCGAUCAAAGCACUUGUGUUGCACCCUAGUGGUAGCUGCGUGCUUUCUGGAUCUGCAAGUGGUGACGUCAAAAUCUGGGCGCUGCCUCUUUUUCGGGAAGUUGCUUUCCUAAGCAAGGUGCACGUCAAGCCUUCGUUCCUCGGCGACGCGGCAACAAAUCUUUUGGGCGAUACCGCGUCGAACGUGGCGAUUAAUGUGACGAACUCUUCGUGGGGUGUAACGGAUGCUAUUGCGACGAAAGACGCGUUCUUUACAAGCGGCAUGGAUGGAUCGGUUCAGCGUCUCAAACUGCCAUCAUUAGGGACGCGACUUUAG
Molecule: messenger RNA, 7737 nt
Organism: Peronospora belbahrii
Lineage: Eukaryota; Oomycota; Peronosporomycetes; Peronosporales; Peronosporaceae
Source: the annotation of a GenBank genome assembly